Molecule: messenger RNA, 7159 nt
Organism: Mya arenaria
Lineage: Eukaryota; Metazoa; Mollusca; Bivalvia; Myida; Myidae
Product: interleukin-1 receptor-associated kinase-like 2
Exons: 13
Coding region: 83-3208 (1041 amino acids)
Biological process (GO): signal transduction; protein phosphorylation
Molecular function (GO): protein binding; ATP binding; protein kinase activity
Source: RefSeq, a predicted model, not a curated record
UAUUCCAAACCAAUCAGAGAAACCCGGAAGUCGUCGAUGUACACAUUGAUGUGUGUAAAAUGUAAAAAUUGUUGGAAUAUAAAUGAAAAUGGCACUCAGGAAGAGCAGAAACCCUGAUAUGAGUAUUAACGAUUUAGAUUAUACAAUCGUCUACCAGAUCUGCCAGAAUUUUGACGUUGACAAAGGGUGGGAACACUUAGCUGCUUGUAUUGGCUACUCGGUGCGGGACAUACAGCAGUUUGAGCUUGAGCAUAAUCGACCCCAUGGUAGUGCAUCCAAGAAGAUUCUCUGGGACUGGGGCACCCGCGGGGGAACAGUGCGCAAUCUCUAUGACAAGUUGGCGCUCAUAAACAAGACACAGAGCAUGAGGCUCUUGGAACACAUUGUGAAUCCUGUGCAGGAAAAGAAGGUUGUUGACCUUGAGAAGGUUGAGAAUGGCCCCAGGGAUGUGUCAAGUAUCGAUUCAAAGUUGGACAACAACUCCAUCGAGUCAAACGGGGCCGGCUCCAUAGACUAUAAUCCUGGAGACUUGCCAAUCCCAUCCAUGAAGCCUCGGAACAUGACAAUUAACAUGAACAUGGCAAUGGAGAGCCAGGACAAGCCUUGUAACAAGACAAUGGGAAUGUUGUAUGACCAUUCACCCACGGGUGCUGCAUCUAUGGCUGGACUGGAAACACUCCUUGACGGGCCUGCUAGCUGUAAGGGCAACAUGGGAGCUGCAUCCUCUAGCAUGCAAUCGCUCGAGCGUGUCCGUUCUGUGGUUGAGGAUGGAUGUCAGUCUCCUUACAUGUCGCAGCUCUCAUUUGAGGAACGAGAGAUAGCACACGCUCUCCUCAGCAUGCCUAAUUAUACAUACAAGGAGCUCUCACAGGCAACAGAUGGUUUCAGUGUAAACAAGAAGCUUGGUCAGGGAAAAUACGGCGCUGUCUAUAGCGGGCACGUCAAGAACACCAAGUGUGCAAUCAAGAAACUCUCCAGGGUUCUCGGCAAUGAGGAGAAAUCGGCCAUGCACAUGGCCUCAGAGCUGAAGGCGUUGAGUCGCUACCACCAUGAGAACCUUGUCACGCUGUACGGGUACGCGAUUGACGGGGAUGAGGUGUGCCUUGUGUACCAGUACAUGGUCAACAAAUCCCUACAUGAUUGCCUGCAUGGACAGGUCACUGUGUUGACAUGGGAGCAGAGGUUGGCCAUCUUAAAAGGAGCAGCGUGUGGCCUGCAGUUCUUACACAGUGUGGAAAAGACACCAGUCAUACACGGGGAUAUCAAGAGUUCUAACAUUCUCCUUGAUCGCCACAUGGAGGCAAAGAUUGGUGACCUUGGGUUGGCGCAGCAGGCGACAGGCGGGGAGGUUACUGGGCGACUCACUCACAUCACCCGGGCAACCAUGUGUCACCAUGACUAUGAGAACAAGGCCUACUAUGCUCCUGAGAUCAGCAGGGGAAAUGUUUUCUCUGUGAAGGGAGACACAUACGCCUUUGGAGUGGUGCUGCUAGAGACUCUGACUGGACAGCUUGCCUACGAUGACAGACGAGAGGGCAGCAACGAAGAAAAAUACUUGCAUGAGUAUGUGCAGAACGCCCUGGAAGAGUCCCCAGAUAUGGAGCGCCAGAAGCGGUUCCAGGAUCGUCGCAUGAAGAUAAGCUUUCCGGCGAGGAUGUUUGAGGCAUUGUUCACACUCGCCUUACGCUGUAUUCAGGAAAAGAAGAAAGACAGACCACUCAUGGUUGAUGUUUACAAGGAUAUAGAGACUUGUGAGGCAAUCCAGGGACAUGAUUACACCAAUACUCAAGAAUUAGACACUAGCAUCAAAAAAGGCAAGGAUGGAUGCCAGAGUGGGAAACAGGUUUCCAAGGUCGACCGGUCAAUAGCAGUGGACCAUAUCUCCUUCACAGAGCCUGGGUCUGUGUGUCUGAAAGCACCUCCACCUAAUGCCGCUUCCUCCACCAAGUCCCUGCCCAGCCCCGUGGAUAUGCUUCCAAAGGGCCAGCCAAUCCCUGAGGCCUUCAAAUUGCAGAUGGAGAUUGACAUGAGACAGAAACAGCCCGAAUACUGCAACGUAAAGCAGCUGACCAAUCAGAUGGGAGAUUGCAUGGUCAGCGAGGUGGUGCUAAAGUCAGACACCAAGAAACUUGCGGAGAUAGAACGGUCAAAUAAAGAAUUUAAAUAUAACUUGCCUACCCAGCCCAGCACUGAAAACAAUCAAGAGAUUGGAGCUGAAUUACAGUGUGGAGUUAGUGAAGGAAAAGAUAAAGAAGCUGACCACAAUCCUGGUAUAUAUAUGAAAGCAAAAGAGGUUAUGAUGAGUGACCCAAGAAAGCAAGAGGUCAAACAAGCUGAAAAGCUUGAGUCUCAUCAUUAUGAGAAUGUCGACCCCAUUGGUAAAUCAGGGCAGACUUCUGGCAGUAUGAAAGAGGUGCAGGAAUCAAGCUUUGAGGACAAAUCCCAAGGGCUGGUGAGACAAAAUGCUACAGAAUACUCUUACCAUGACAACAGAGAGGACAUUGAGGAUGGCAAGUGUAGCAGUGGCGAGUCCUUCACAGGUAUGGAGGCGGAACCCUUCAACCCCAUGGACACAGAAAUAGAGGGGAUCAUUAACAUAAAACAUAACAGCUCUAUGAUGGAGUUGUUUAAUAACUUUGAUUUCGCAAAGAAAGACUGUCACCUGGAUGACUUGCCAACAUAUGAAGAAGAUGGAGAGUUUGAGAUUAAUUUUGAAUUUGACCACAAAAGUGAAUCAGAAACCAGUACUGUAACAGAUUCUAUCAAUCAUGAACAAGACCAAGCAAACAGCGAUGAUGAGCUGUUUCGACAGGGCAGUCAUGUGUCAUGCAUGGAGGAUGAAAAAAUCUCAAACAACAUGAUCGUGGCCCCUCAGCUAGACGACCACCACAGGAGGUUUGCCAGAUAUCAGGAGAUGGCCACAGGCGACUAUGAUGACCUUCAGGAAAGGUCAGCAGAGAAAAAUGUGUAUGCCACUCUACAGACUGACUGUACAAGCCAAGGAGGGGACGACUCUAUCAGAAGUGUUCAGGUUCCAGCAGACUUUAAAAUCAAUGGUAUUAAACAUGUCAAAAGUAUUGAGAAAAACACCAAAAAUGCAACAUCUGGUCAGGAGAAACAUUCACAAGAUUAUGUGAAUGUGGCAUCAAUGAACAAUCAAAGAAACUUACGUGAAGCCAGUGAAGGGGAAUGCCCGGAGUAUGUAUAGAUGGAGGCAUUCCAGUUAUGUAUCAUGUCCAUGAUUUAAACAGUUUGGAAACAUUUUGCUUGUUACUAUACCCAGUUUGGGAACAUUUUGCUUGUUACUAUACCCAGUUUGGGAACAUUUUGCUUGUUACUAUACCCAGUUUGGGAACAUUUUGCUUGUUACUAUACCCAGUAAUUGAUGAAAAUUUUGUAUACUUGGCAAUAUAUUUCAGAGAUAUAUGUUUAAAUUAAAUGAUGAAAAUCAAAAGGAAAUGGUACAGAAAGCUAAGGGAGUCGGUUGUUGCGUCAUAGCCAUGUACCUGGUUUCAACAAUUUUGUAAACAAAAUCAUUUCAUUUUUGCAUAUUGACAUGUUUUGAUAUUAUAAACAUCAAUCACCAUUCAUUGUUUGUUGUCCUUCAUGUCAUUUUUUUUCAAAAAUAUAGUUUAUUUUAUUUUUAAUGUGUUACAUUGUAAAUAACUGUUUUCGAAGCUUUGUUCAUGUUUAUAUAUUCUGAAACUGUUUAUAUUGAUGUUGCUAAAAAGUAUUCAUAUAUUUUUGUUGUUGAUUGAUUUAGCUGAAUGUUCUUACCCUUUUGGUAGCAAUUUCACAAAAUUUAAUUUUAAAAUAAAACCUUAGGUUUUUUGUCAGAAUUUUGUCAUUUUAAUUUUUAUCAGAUAAAAUAUGUUUAUUGUUUGAGAUUUUUUAGAAUAAGCAGAUUUUUAGCUGACAGAUUUUUAAUAUUUUUGUACAGAAUAAGGUGAUUUUCUAUGUUAAAUGACUAUAAUAUUGCAAGUAUUAUUUUUGCCUGUCGAAUCUGGUCAAACUACAAGCAUCUUAUCAGACUUGAUCUCCAAGGGAUGAUUUUACUAUAAAAUGAUUAAAUUAUUUAAUAAAAAGAUAUUCUUAUAGGCAAUGAUCUUAAGUCCCUCAAUCUCAUGUAAUAAUUUUGGAAAGAUGCAAUGCACAUAUAAUGACAUCAAAGAAUGCUCAUGUUAUUAUGUGGUAUAAUCUCUGUAAUUUAUGUGUAUCUUCAUCUUUGUAGGAAAUGGGAUGCAGAAGUGCAGCUGUUUGUUACAUAUUUGUAGGAAAUGGCAUGUGGUGCAGCUGUUUCUUGUGUAUUUGUGGGAAAUGACAUGUAGUGCAGCUAUUUCUUGUGUGUUUGUGGGAAAUGACAUGUGGUGCAGCUAUUUCUUGCGUAUUUGUGGGAAAUGACAUGCGGUGCAGCUGUUUCUUGUAUGGUUGUAGGAAAUGGCAUGUGGUGCAGCUGUUUCUUGUUUGGUUGUAGGAAAUGACAUGUGGUGCAGCUGUUUCUUGUAUGGUUGUAGGAAAUAACAUGUGGUGCAGCUGUUUCUUGUUUGGUUGUAGGAAAUAACAUGUGGUGAAGCUGUUUCUUGUUUGGUUGUAGGAAAUGACAUGUGGUGAAGCUGUUUCUUGUAUGGUUGUAGGAAAUGGCAGGCAGUGCAGCUACUUUUGUGUGUUUGAAGGAAUGUGGUGCAGCUAUCUGUUGUGUGUCUGUCUGCUAGUUCAACUCACAAGAGCUUUUGCAGUAUCAUUUGACUUUAUUUUCACAUUGAUAUUUUUUUUAAACGUCUACAUUUGUGUUUGGUUUUAAUAGAUUUCAAAGUAUUUAAAGCUCAUAUUUUUUAUUUAAAGCUUCUCAUAUUUUUAUACCUUUUUUAAGAUUUUCCAUUUCUGUUUUAGCUAACUAAAACUAUUGAAUGAUUUUAUAUUGUUAUUAUGUAUUUUCAUAAUGACUUGAGGAUAUGGUCUUACACUCAUACAAGUUCAUAACAGUGCACUCGGGGUAAUUUUGAGCUUACAAGCACAAAUCUGGUUAGUCUUAAGUGGCAAUUGAGGAUAUUCGAAGGAAGACAAUCUUACUAAACUACUGCUGACUUCAAUCUCAUCACUAUAACAUGGAACAUACCUUCAUUUCAUGUUAUCCUGGAAGGACUGUUGCUACUUCAGAAAUAAGAAGAUAUUAAUGUGAGGAAUCAAUCAAAUUUGAAGCAUUGGCAAUUAAAGUGUUGCUCCAGAAGGUUGACAAGACACUGUAAAGUUGCACUUAAAUGAGAACGAGGGCCAUGAUUACAGACAGUGUCCAGACAAUGGACACAGAAAAGCACUUUUAUUAAAUUGCAAAAAAUAAAUCUUUAUUCCAUUUGUUUUACAAAAAUAAAUGAGAAAGAUAUCGAUAAUAAAUUCAGUAAGAAAGAAUGUUACAAUGAAGUGAAGAUUUGAAAGUUUCGCCACUUUAGUCUGAACUCAGACAUGAGACUGUUUGUUAUCACGGCCACAGGUUAAACAAAAUUUCACUAACAACUUGAGUUUGAGACUUUGGACCCAAAUUGAAAACUGCAAUUUCACAUUUUUUGUGACAAAUCAUUUUAUUGAAGAUAUGUAUUUCAAAAUUUGAAACACAAAACAUUUUCAAUAAUGAAUAUGGGCCCUGCAGACGAAUUUGCACAGCAUUUUUCAUAUUUUAUUCUGUAUGCAUGUAUAACAAUUAUAUGUAUUUCUUACCCUCUUAAACAAAACAUAGGGCAAAACAUUUUACAUUUGAAAUAUCAACAUGUAGGUACUAGCAACAACUUUGGAAAAUAUACAAAAAAUAUCCCUUUUGUUCAAAGUGUAUUGAUAAUAGUAUUGAAAAUCUGAUUAGGUUUCAACUAUCUUUGAGAUUUCUAUAUAUAUACAUAUACACGUCAUCAUACUACUUCUUUUGAGUUUUCAAUUUUGUGAUGUUAAUAUUAUGUUAAUGUACAGGUAUUGAAAGAGAAAAAACCCAUUGCGCAUAAAAACCCAUGGCACAUGUCUCCAGCAAGCAUUUGAUGCAGUCUGUCUAGUCAUUAACAGAUCUUUUAUUUAUUGUUUGCCACAAAAAAUCAAUGUGCUCAAGGUUAAGAUAUUGUGAAAGGCGACUCAGACGGCCGCCUUCUGUGGUCAUUUUCCUUCAAACAACUUCUCCUCCUAAUUCACUGGGCCGAUUGAAACCAUUUCUUGGUUGGUCCUCUUCCAGAUUCCUUACAAAAAUGGUUCCUUGUAGGCCAUGACAACCAACAGGCCUGUUUCUAAAAUAAUUUACAGAAAUGUUCCUGAGGUUUUUUAGUUUUUUUUAUUAUUUUCCUUACAGCCAUGUUGGUUUCUUUAAAACUUUGCAGACAGGUGACAUGGCAAGUUUUCACUUUAUGACGAUAUGGAAAACUUUGAAAAUCUCCUCAGAAACUGCUGGCCAGAUUUGGAAAUGUUCACAUAGUGGCCUUUUAUCAGAUUCCUUUUUUCUGCUCUCAAUAAUAUCAAAGAAAUGUUUCUUAGGUGACCCUUUAUCAAACUCUUCCAAGCCAUGUUGGUUCAUGGAAAACAUGGCCGCCAGGGGUUUGGGCUAGUUUAACAUUGACUUGUAUAAGAAAAUGUUAAAAAAAUCUUCUCUAAAACAAGAUUGUUUUGAGCGAACAAUUAACUCCUGGAACAUACAGGGCCAACUUGGCUCUCUUGUUUGUUAAAAUUAUGAUAAAGAAAACUUGAAUACUGUACAAUGCACUUUGAAUGUUCUAAUGAAUCUUCAUUCUAUGAUCUCUUCAUCAAUAUAUUGACAGGGAAGCUACAAUUACAUUCUAAAUGAUAAUUAUGUUGUGCUUGCCUGAAUUUUCUGGCAAAAUAUACUGGAGUGUAUUGUAAUGAACCGGCACUUCCCUCUAUAAUGGCCAUAGUUUACAGAUAAUUUAAGUAUGACAUUCAUAUUUUUAACUAUCAUUUAGAGUUUAAAACUGUGUACUUAUUAAGAAAAUUACAAUCGACUUGUUAAGUUUAUUAUUAUGAAUUUAUGAUUAUUUUUUUACAUUUAAAAUUGAAAAUUGGUAUACAAAUAUUGUUUGUACUAUUAGAGAUUUCUAUUUAGAACAAUGAACUGCGGAUUAUUUCAUGUUGAAAUUGAAUUGUGUAAAGUUUGAAUAAAGAUCCAUAAAUAUGA